Molecule: messenger RNA, 2207 nt
Organism: Bombus huntii
Lineage: Eukaryota; Metazoa; Arthropoda; Insecta; Hymenoptera; Apidae
Product: ATP-dependent DNA helicase Q1-like
Exons: 2
Coding region: 56-1885 (609 amino acids)
Biological process (GO): double-strand break repair via homologous recombination
Cellular component (GO): cytoplasm; chromosome
Molecular function (GO): ATP binding; four-way junction helicase activity; nucleic acid binding
Source: RefSeq, a predicted model, not a curated record
CAAAGCAAUCUUUUUUGCUAUUGUCAUAUGUAAAUAUCUUUUUAAUUUAUUUACAAUGUCUGCGAGCAGUUCGAAAAAAAUAACUGUAAACAAUGAAAAUGAAGAUCAGAAAGAAAUAAUAACUAUAGAUGGUGAAGAUCAAGACAAUGAAGAAGAUGAAAUUGCAGUUAUUGACUUUGAAUUGAAACAAAUCGAAUAUGAAAUGCAAAAGCUUGAAGAUCGUAAACAGAUUUUAACUCAACGUAAGGAAAAGCUAAAGGAUGACGCACUUUUGAAAAGAAGUCUCUCUGUAUCAAAGAAGGAUUGGACAAAAGAAGAUUUUAGUUGGUCUAAAGAUCUGAGAAAAGCUUUAAAGGAUGUUUUUAAAAUAGAUAAAUUAAGAGAAUUGCAACUACCAACUAUGAAUGCAAUUAUGUCGAAUGUAGAUGUUAUUUUAAUUAUGCCCACAGGUGGUGGUAAAAGUUUGUGUUAUCAGUUACCUGCUGUUAUUAGUAAAGGUAUUACAAUAGUAGUAUCACCAUUAAUAUCGCUCAUGGAAGAUCAGUUACAUGGAUUACAAAAACAUAAUGUAAAAGCUGGAAUGUUAAGUGCCAAAGGUAGUAAAGAAAAUGUAAAAGUCAUAAUGAAUGCACUGGUGGAUAAGAAAUCUGAUCUUAAAUUAAUUUAUGUUACACCAGAGUACAUGGCAAAAUCUAAUCGCUUUAUGAACAAAUUGCAAAAAGCCUUUGAAAUGAAACGUUUAGAUUGUUUUGCGAUAGAUGAAGUACAUUGUUGCAGUCAGUGGGGUCAUGAUUUUAGGCCUGAUUAUAAAUUUUUAGGAAUCCUAAAGUCUAUGUUUCCAGGUGUGCCAGUCUUAGGUUUAACAGCCACUGCACCAGCUAAAAUUAUUGUGGACAUUCAGAAGAUGUUAGAUAUUCAAGGUUGUCUAGUUUUAAGAGCUACUUUUAAUAGACCAAAUCUAUUUUACGAAGUUCGACGAAAACCAACAGAUAAAGACACAUGCUUAGCUAUGAUAGAAAAUUUAUUAAAAAAUAGAUUUAAGGAUAAAUCUGGCAUAAUUUAUACAACUACUAUCAAAGAUGCAGAACAAUUGACAACUGAUUUAAGAGCAUUGGGCUUGAAAGUUGGAUGCUAUCAUGCAAUGUUAGAGGCAGACUAUAGAUCAGAAGUAUAUUCUAAAUGGAUAUCAGGAAAAUAUCAAGCUGUAGUUGCCACUAUCGCGUUUGGAUUAGGUAUAGAUAAACCAGAUGUAAGAUUUGUUAUUCAUCACUGCAUUUCAAAAUCAAUGGAGAACUUUUAUCAAGAAAGUGGACGUGCGGGCAGAGAUGGAAAAAAGGCUGUGUCCAUAGUAUUAUAUAGGUUAUUAGAUGUAUUUAAAUUAAGCACAAUGGUGUUUCAAGAUAAAGUUGGUUUACAAAAUUUAUACAAAAUGCUAGAAUAUUGUUUAGAUCAAACAUCAUGUAGACGUAGUUUGAUCGCAGUACACUUUGAAGAAUCUUGGACUAGAAAUGAUUGUGCGGAAAUGUGUGAUCAUUGUCGGAAACCUAAAGAGAGUAAACAAGUGAAUAUAGCUCCUUAUUGUCGACAUUUAUAUCAAUUCAUGACCAGAGCAGUACAAAAUGAAACCAGAUUGACUGCCUUAAAGCUUAUAGAUGCCUGGUAUGGUAAAGGUGCCACAACAUUAAGAAUAUCUUCUAUACCAAUACCGAAAUUCACAAGAGAAUCAGGAGAAGCUAUAAUAGGACAUUUACUCGGAAACGGUUAUUUACAAGAAGAUUUUCAUUUCUCUGCAUAUUCUACAAUUUCCUACUUAAAACGUGGACCCAAAGCAGCAUUAGCACUGGAUGAUACUCACGAAAUACUUUUUAAUUAUGAAUUGCACUAAUCUAUAUAAAUAUAUUAUGAUCUGUGAUAUAGUAAUAAGUUUUUCAUUAUCAAAAAGACACAUGCCAUUAAGUAAACAGAACACCAUUUGUAACUUUUAAAUGUUCCUAAUCAUCAACAAUAUAUUUUAUGUAUAUCAUUGUCAAUGAUAUUUUAUAUAGCACUUAUGAUAUCUUGAGUUUAAAAUAGUUUGUAAAAUGAUAAUCGUACUCUACAUGUUAUACAUUUCAUACAUUUUUAUAUUCAAUAACAAAAGGUUUUUUUAUCAGUAUUCAUAGAAAAGAAAGUUCUCAGAAAAUAAUAAAAACGAUUUUUGAUGUAAA